CCGUCUGAUGUGAUGUUCACCCCGCAACAGCUCCUCGGCAGUGCGGUGGCACGCCGGUAGCUCGGCCUGACGUACCCGUGGGCUCCACCAAUAAAAGUCCAACUUUAUCCAAGUGUUUGGACGGCCCCGAGAUACACCGUUUGUUUCAAACUUGAGUGACCGUCGCUUGGUAGUUAGAGAGAGACCCGGCGUCGUGAUUUACCGUAAAUUUCGUGACGCCUGAUUGCCAUGGAAACAGUGCUCCUGAGCUGAGAGGAAACUGUCCGUGUUAACUUCAGCAUCAACCUCUCCGACGGAGUCGGAUAAACCUGUUGGGUAUCUCACUCUUUAUUUCUUUUCUUGUGUUGCUGCUCUGGCUUUACUUUCCAUUUUAAUUUUGGCCACAAACCAGGUAAGGAUGAUGGAGCUUCAAAUGGAGAAGAGGUUCCACAACUUAACCCUUGAGCAAGUCCAAGCUCUGGACAAGGUCUUGACAGAGGUAAUCCCCAUCCAUGGACGGGGAAAUUUUCCCACACUGCAGGUGAGAGCAAAAGACAUCAUUCGUGUGGUGAAGGACCGGCUGGUCGAAAGAGACAUCCAGGUGAAAGAUAUACGCCUUAAUGGCGCAACUGCUAGCCAUGUCCUGGUGAGAGAGAAUGGCCUGGGUUACAGAGAUUUAGACAUCAUAUUUGGAGUGGAGCUGCCCAGGCAGGAGGACUUCCAGGUUAUUAAGGAGGUGGUGCUGGGAAGCCUACGAGACCUCCUCCCUUGUGGAGUUAACAGACGGAAGAUUACCUGCCUGACAAUGAAGGAAGCCUACGUGCAAAAGAUGGUGAAAGUUUUCAAUGAGCAUGACAGAUGGAGCCUCAUCUCGCUGUCUAACAACAGAGCUAAAACCUUGGGGCUCAGGUUUGUUAGUUCCCUUCGAAGACAGUUUGAGUUCAGUGUGGACUCCUUCCAAAUAAUAUUAGACCGUAUGCUUGAGUCCUACUGGGAGACUGAAAGGAAACAAGGAGGAAAGUUGCCAUUGAAUGCUGGGAAUUUGGCUAAAAGAGACAAUGAGGAUGAAAACAAAGAGCAAGAGCAGCCAAGCGUUCCUCGAGAUAUCGAAGAGGAUAAUGAGAAAGACUUAGCCACGGCACCCGGCAGAGAAAGUCAGUGUCCGGAUGAAGCAGUUUCUGUGCUCGAGAAAGAGCUACCACAUGCAAAGAUUGAGCAUGUAGAUGGAAAGCAUGAGUCACAGCGGGUGUUAGAACCUGAGAGCAGUAACUUAGAGCAGGAGCAGGAGCAGGAGGAAGUGAACGGCAUCGAGGAUGUUCAUUCAGAGGAGGACAUUGUGUUUGAGCUGUGUGAAGAAACCGAAGAGAAAGGACAGUUUCACAGUGACUGCCCUUCAGUUUCAUCCCCUAAAACUUUAUUUACAGAAGUGAGGGAUCCGCUGGUGACACAGGCAUGUUUAAAGCUACAGAGUAAUGACGAGCUAUGUGAGUCACAAGCUUGCCAGCCAGUGUCUAUGAUGCAUAGAGAAAAGUCAGCUCCACAGGAAAUAGUCAAUUGUGAAGAAAUUGCUCAGUUCAAAGUAGACUCUGUAAUCUGCAAGACUGAAAAUACCUCAGACCCACAAGAUUCACACCUUGAGUUCUCCUUCCCUCCUCCUGCCAAGAAAACUUGCAGCACAUCACAGGACGUUGUACCAGACUAUUGCCCCUCACCGAAAUUACAAAGAAAAAUGUCAAGGAAGAUGAUCAGUAAGCCUGAAAAAUGGUCUCUACUGACUGAUUUGUCAGAUCUUACAACACAGCUGUUUCCGCCCAUAGAAAUACCCAAGCCACUUCAGCCUAAGCCUCCUUUACUGGAUAACACUCAAGGUCAUUGCUCAAAAGUACCAGACUCGAAGUCGGAGAACUCUGAAGAUCCAGAUGCUCUAACAGUUCCCACAUACAGUCCAGCCAGUACGCGUCAGGAUGGGAGUGGCUCAAAUGAAACUGUAGAACAAACUGUUAAGCCAAAACACUCAAAGAAGCCCCCUGAUUCAGAGACUCAAAGCCACACGUGUGCAGUGAACAUAGCCACACAGGCUGAGGUUGAUGAGCAAAAACCUGAGCUGACAGACACUGUCCCAAACGGCUCUGGGUCAAGCUCAUGGGCCAGGCCAGCAGGGGAGCCCACCAUCACUGUAGAAGCAGAGUGCAUGUACGGAGACUUUGAACAGGCGAUGGACCACCUUCGCAACCGCCUAAUCGCCACCCACAACCCAGAGGAGAUCCGGGGAGGGGGCCUGCUAAAAUACAGCGACCUGCUGGUGAGAAACUUCAGGCCAGCUAGCGAGACAGAGAUCAAGUCCUUGGAGCGUUACAUGUGCUCCCGCUUCUUCAUCGACUUUCCUGAUGUAAGUGAGCAGCAGCGGAAGAUCGAGGCCUACCUGCAGUGCCAUUUCAUUGGCAACGAGGAGACAAGCAAGUACGACUACCUGAUGACCCUGCGACGCGUGAUAGAUGAAAGCACGGUGUGUUUGAUGGGACAUGAGAGGAGACAAACACUCAAUAUGAUCACAGUCCUGGCCCUGAGGGUGUUGGGCGAGCAGAAUGCCAUCCCCAACACGGCCAACGUUACCUGCUUCUAUCAGCCGGCUCCGUACAUGACAGAGCCGAUUUACAGCAGCUUCUUCAUCACCCAGGCCCAGCCCCCACUCGUCUACCACCCCUACCCUCUACACGUCCACAUGCAGACUGGCCUAGUGUAGCUGCAGUGACAUGCCCACAGGGAGGCAUGUAGGCUUUCAGCAUGGUGCUCUGCACGCAGCGGCACUAAUGGAAGUUUUAACAACAGGCAACCGUGGCGUAGUGUUGUUUAAUGCUUUGAAAUCCCUCCUGCUUAUGACGUGAAAGGUCAUGAAAGGUCAGAACUGAAAGGGGUCUGGAGGCAAAGCACGUCACCCUUUCAAGAUGAAGACUUUUGAAAAGGAAAGAAACGCUAAGAGCCCACUUUUCAGAGGGCUCGGAGAUAGGUUUUCAUUGAAGUGGAGGGACUGUGUUUACUGCCGUUUCAGCUCAUUUUGGGCGGGGAUCUGUACUGGUCCUACUCCCCUGUUGAGGAGAAUAUUGCAAUGUAAUAAUUCUCUAUGGCUACAAGAUUAACUUAUAUAAAACCUAAUCUCAGAAACACCUGUUAGCAACAAAAAUCUUAGUUUGGAUAAAGUUUGAAUAAUGAUAAAUUGUUAACGUUUCCUAGGGGUUAAAAACGCAUAUAGCAGUUUUGUGAAUCAUCAUUCUCUGUAGAGUAAAAUUCAGCACGUGGCUAUACCUGUGUAUUCACUGUAUAGAAAGAGGACACCAAACAUACAUGAGCAGAAUUUGCUGUGGUAUUUCCAUUAUCUCAUAAGUUCCGUAUUGUGAGUGUAAACACCUCAUUUCAAAGGUAGAAACAAGAGAUCCCGGGUCCAGUUCCCUUAGGGAGUGUAUGAAUUUUUUUGGGAUGGUGAAGAGGGCUGAACCUUAUAUUUCACUUUGUAAAAAAAACAAAAAAACAAAGUCCCUGAAAACCGAUCGGCAGUAUUUCUACAAACAUGAAAUAUUCAUGACAAAAUAAAACAGUCUGGAAAAUCAUCUUUAUUUUAUGUUUAUUAACUGGCAACACGAGCAAAAAACCAAACAACUCUCAACAGAGUUUGAGUCAGAUGUUGUGAAAUUCUGAUUGGUUUACAUAAAUACAUGGCCGCCUUAUUCCAACACCACACCGCCCGCUUCAAACCAGUGAGAAAACCACCUACAAAAACAGAAACACAUAAAUCUCUCGUGAAAAAAAAACAAAACGGUUCAAACUUGGGCACAAAAAUGUGCCUUCAUGUAGGAGCUCAUUACUCUUAAUAAAAACCUAAUUGAGGAAGUGUGCUUUCAGGGCCUUUAAUAUUUUCUUUGCACAUAAAAAAAAAUGUAACUAUCAACAGCUGAAAGAGCUCAAAAAUUAAAGCUAAAAGCUGAAAAAUAUUAAAUAUUAAAUAAUAUAUAAAAAUAAUAAAAAUUUAGUGCAUGUAGUCGUACUUUGCACUGUAAUGAUUCAACAUAGUGCUAGAAGUUAUGAACUUGGAACUGUGCCCCUAUCUCCCUGAAUUCAUCCUGCAUUGGACAAAUAAACUCUUAUAUUCCUCAUCAGAGAAACAUCACAAGGAUUUGCCUCCUGAUGGCAAUAUGAAGAAAGCCUUGGCUGUCUUGUCUUCAAUUUUGAAUAAAAUAUAUUCACAAAUCUAGGGUUGUACACAAAGUUGCCAUUUCCAUCUUCAACAGACUGAAUAGACUUUGUGGAUUACAUGGUGACAGUCAUUUGUUGUUGUGGACGUAGUGAAUGUCACUUCUGUCGGGAUUUGGUCUGCCAUUGUGUGCAAAAAUGUUAGUGCACAUUUCAGUUAUUCAAGCAGUCUACGAUGCAGCCAGCAGUUAUGACGCUCUGUCCCUCUAUGUUUGUUUAUUGUGUUUGCAUAGCUACAGUACAUGUACUCAGUAUUUUUUUUUUUAAAAACAAAACAAAAAGAUAAUGUAAGGACAGGUUUGGAUAUGUGGGCUGUUCAGACUAAAUCUGAGACUGAAGCACAAUGUAAAUGCACAUAGCUGUUGUUGACUAAAUAAAGCUUUUCAGACUUGCUUGUAUAGAAUACUGUGUACGGUAGUCCCCUAUGUAGCUUCAAAGUGAUGUAUCUAUCUUGAGACUUUGAGUAUGUUAUGUAUUGUUAAGGAACUGUUUCACCAGUGGAGAAUGUCAAAUAUUCCUGUUAUGAUAUCUAGUUGCUCAGAUUGUUGUGCUAUUGUGAUA
Molecule: messenger RNA, 4785 nt
Organism: Xiphias gladius (swordfish)
Lineage: Eukaryota; Metazoa; Chordata; Actinopteri; Istiophoriformes; Xiphiidae
Exons: 2
Coding region: 398-2722 (774 amino acids)
Biological process (GO): mRNA stabilization
Molecular function (GO): poly(A) RNA polymerase activity; RNA binding
Source: RefSeq, a predicted model, not a curated record